AUGACGAAACGUCGAAGAGAGCGCGAUCGACCCAAGGCCGGACCGGAAUCGUUGUAUAAUCCUAACAAGAGAGUACAUCUGAGCUAUGCGGAGAGUGAAGAUGAAGAUACCAGUGAAUUUCAUGUCGAAGAGGAGAAAAUAGUAUCUCUAAGUCGCGCGAAGGACAUACCGCUGUCGAAUGCACAAGAAACUACAGAGGAUAGGCAAACGAGCAGACCAGUUGUGUCCAUAGCGCAGAACGACGAUGACUAUGAGCCUGGUGUACCAGAUGAGCCCGCACAACCAAUACCCGCGACGGAGCAAGCCAGGAAAUCACCCGAAUAUCGAGACUUUCAAAUAUCAAAAUCGCGGCAAACCAAAAAGAAUGCGGACACAAGUGGCUGCAUACAGGUGCCAGACGAUGACGACGGCGGCGAUGAGUCGGAUCAGGAAGUUGCAAGAUACAUGCGAGCAGUACAAUCGGAACGGAAUGAGAUACCUCAGAUACUUUUCGCUGGAGGUUCCGCACAAGCGGACAGGAAUUCAGUCAAACAAUGCACCGAGGACGGCGAGGAAGCGGCUUAUGAAGACGGCGCGUUCUUCGCCCGAACGCGCACAGUAAUCACAGCACCAGAGGACUCCCUCGAUCCCAAGACUGUCUUCACAGAACGCUUGAUUCAGCGCUUUCAGCAUCAACGGACACAACUACAUAUACCCGCAACAGUUGAAGAGCUCACCGCUCUUUCCGACGAUGUCCUCAUCUCAUUUCCUUCCAACAGCAGCAAAGCCAAAUCCCACUGGCUCACGCAACUCCGCACACAUCCCCCUCUACCUGCGCAAAUACGGUCCAUCGAUCAGUCUACGGCUUUGCAACUCCUGGAAUUGAUAGCAGACUCCUGCCUCGUCAAAGCCACCGAUGUAAACUCCAUCACCAGCGCGUGGGUCUGGUCUCUCCUCGCCCGCCUCGAUGACGUGAGUAAUCUAUAUAACGACGAGAUCUACCCGCUACGACAACUGGGUAAGAAAGCGCUCUUCGUGCACCUCUCAUUCGCCAAUCCCGAGGCGGCCGCAGGGAUCGAGGCGUUAGAGCAAGAGGAAGAGGCCGUCGCUUCUACACCUCCAUCACUGCCAAAUGGCGAUGAUAUUGAACCCGGUGCUGGUCCUACCGCUAAUACGCAGGCGACGUUAGAUAUGAUUCUCACUGUCGUUGGCCAGGUCUUUGGACAAAAAGAUCUUUUGCAGUUCCGCCAAUCAUGGGAUAUUUCAGGAUGA
Messenger RNA from Dissoconium aciculare CBS 342.82, 1251 nucleotides. RefSeq lists its product as uncharacterized. Bases 1 to 1251 code for a protein of 416 amino acids. The record is from RefSeq and is a predicted model, not a curated record. Gene Ontology annotation, biological process: spliceosomal snRNP assembly. The transcript has a single exon. NCBI's taxonomy places the organism in Eukaryota, Fungi, Ascomycota, Dothideomycetes, Mycosphaerellales, Dissoconiaceae. Gene Ontology annotation, cellular component: nucleus; SMN complex.